Molecule: messenger RNA, 2025 nt
Organism: Penicillium maclennaniae
Lineage: Eukaryota; Fungi; Ascomycota; Eurotiomycetes; Eurotiales; Aspergillaceae
Product: anaphase promoting complex subunit CDC23
Exons: 5
Coding region: 1-2025 (674 amino acids)
Biological process (GO): cell division
Cellular component (GO): anaphase-promoting complex
Molecular function (GO): protein binding
Source: RefSeq, a predicted model, not a curated record
AUGGAGUUCACCGACGACACUAUCCAGGAUCUGAAAUACCGUUUUGAAGAGGCAGCUAUCAAGUGCUCGGAACGGUGUCUCUAUCAAUCAGCAAAAUGGGCAGCAGAGAUGCUGGAUUCACUCUUACCAAUCGACCACGAAGACACCGACCCAGAAUCACCGAUGGAUGUGACGGAUACGGCGCCUGCUAUGAACCCGUACCUGCGCACCAAAGACCUCGCAGAGGCCGCCCUCGAAGCUCAAGAAGCCCACAAGUAUCUCUUGGCCAAAUCCUACUUUGAUACCCGAGAGUAUGACCGCUGUGCAGCAGUGUUCCUGCCUCCCAAAACACCUCUUAUUCCUUUCUCCAUGACAUCGCCCAAUUCAAAGCCGAAACAGGCCCGAACCACCCCGAUGAAAGGCAAGGACAAAGCCUCUCCCUUCCAAGGAUCCAAAGGUCAUACCACGAAAAACCCAUACCCCAAAAUUAGCCAAAAAUCGCUUUUCCUUGCUCUAUGGCGGAAUGGCGGUCAACAGGAAUUGCCAGAUCUUGCGCGAGGAUUAGAAGGUUGGUUAGCAGAGCGCGCUGCUAAAGGACUGGAAGAACAAGGCCAAGGCUGGCUGGAAUACCUCUACGCAGUUGUUCUAUUGAAGGGACGGAACGAGGAGCUAGCUAAAACAUGGCUCAUCCGAAGUGUGCAUCAGAACCCAUUUCACUGGGGCGCAUGGCAAGAGUUGAAUGAUUUGCUUGGGAGUACCGAGGAUUUAAACCAACUCUUGCCUCAUCUGCCGGAGAACGUGAUGACUUUAAUUUUCCACGUCUAUUGCAGUCAAGAAUUAUAUCAAGCCACGAACGCGACAGACAAAGCUCUAAAUGAGCUGGAAUCUCUAUUUCCCACAAGUGCAUUUCUGCAGACCCAACGAGCCCUGCUAUACUACCACAAUAAAGAAUUUGACGAGGCAUCUCAAAUCUUCUCUCAAAUUCUUACUACAUCACCCCAUCGUCUUGACAGUCUUGACCACUUCUCCAACAUUCUAUAUGUGAUGGGCGAGCGGCCAAAGCUCGCAUUUGUUGCCCAAGUAGCAACCGCUACAGACAAAUUCCGACCCGAAACAUGCUGUGUUGUGGGCAAUUAUUAUUCUCUGAAAUCCGAGCAUGAGAAGGCUGUCAUGUACUUCCGCCGAGCCUUAACCUUGGACCGCAACUUCUUGUCCGCCUGGACACUAAUGGGCCACGAAUACAUUGAGAUGAAGAACACGCACACCGCCAUCGAAUCAUAUCGUCGUGCCGUCGAUGUAAAUCGCAAAGACUAUCGAGCCUGGUAUGGUCUUGGUCAAGCAUACGAGGUGCUCGACAUGGCUUUCUACGCCCUCUUCUACUAUCAACGCGCUGCGGCUCUCCAGCCUUACGAUCCUAAGAUGUGGCAAGCCGUCGGGUCCUGCUACGCGAAGAUGGGCCGAGUGGAGCAGAGUAUCCAAGCUUUGAAGCGCGCCCUCGUUGCAGGCUCUUACUACGCAGAUGACGGCGUGCCAGGCGCCAGUCCCAGUUCUAACACGCGCAAAAUCCUUGACCCGGAAACCCUGCACCAGAUAGCGACUCUCUACGAGCGCUUGGAUGAUGAAGAAGAAGCCGCCGCAUAUAUGGAGUUGACCCUCCAGCAAGAAACCGGCGGUUCACCCGUACACGACGAGGACUCCGAGGAGGAUGAAUACUCAUCUGCUUCCGAAAAUGCAGCUCAUAGCGAUGAAGGCUCUGAGGACGACGACGGAACCUCUCGUCGGCGUCGCCGCAAGCCGCGCCCCAGAACCUCGUCCUUCGGUAUGCAGCACGAUGACUCGACCGCCAGCGAUGCCUGGCACCAUGGCACAGGCCCCACAGCUACUACAUCCAAGGCCCGUCUCUGGUUGGCGCAAUUUGCUUUACGGCAUGGAGACCUAGAGCGAGCUGAUCAGCUGGCGGGAGAGUUGUGUCAGGAUGGAAUGGAAGUUGAGGAAGCAAAGGCAUUGAUGAGAGAUAUUCGUGCCAGGAGGGAAGAUGCCGAUUAG